UUCUGGUCCCCUUUAUAAAGGAAGCUCCCUUGUUCCUCCCAGGACAGAGCUGAGAGCAAAUCCAGAGCUUCUUCCAAGAUGCUGCUGAUCCUGCUCUCAGUGGCCUUGCUGGCCCUGAGCUCAGCUCAAGACCUGGUUUCUGAAAGCAACAGUGAAGAGUCUCUGAGUACCAUACUAGAUUUAAACUCAGACAACGAUAUUCCCAAACCACCUCCUGGAGGACCUGGAGGGCCACCACCUAGACCCCCUCCUGAUGAUGAAGAUGAAGGUGAGGAACCUCCACCAGGGCCACCUCCAUCAGGACCACCUCCACAAGGGCCACCUCCACCAGAGGAGCAACCUGAGGAGAAUCCAGAUGAAGACUCACCAUCCAAGUAAUCUGAAAGUCAUUGACAGAACAUGAGUGUGAACAUACCAGUCCUUCAGAAAGCCAUGACAUUGGAAGAAGGCAGUCUGUCUUCAAUUUACCAAUAAAAUAAUCAGCAUCCAG
Messenger RNA from Bubalus bubalis (water buffalo), 490 nucleotides. Its product is annotated as basic proline-rich protein-like. The transcript has 4 exons. Bases 79 to 378 code for a protein of 99 amino acids. NCBI's taxonomy places the organism in Eukaryota, Metazoa, Chordata, Mammalia, Artiodactyla, Bovidae. The record is from RefSeq and is a predicted model, not a curated record.